Molecule: messenger RNA, 2798 nt
Organism: Nycticebus coucang (slow loris)
Lineage: Eukaryota; Metazoa; Chordata; Mammalia; Primates; Lorisidae
Gene: IDNK
Product: IDNK gluconokinase
Exons: 6
Coding region: 67-822 (251 amino acids)
Cellular component (GO): cytoplasm
Molecular function (GO): gluconokinase activity
Source: RefSeq, a predicted model, not a curated record
CCUCGCGGUGCCCGGAAAGCGGGGCGGGCCGGGCUGGGAAGGCGACAGGAAGGAGCGGCCCGGGCCAUGGCGGCGCCCGACGCGCUGCUGGUGAUGGGCGUGAGCGGCUCGGGGAAGUGGGAAGCCAAGGCUCGCGGCCCCUGCCGCUCCUCCCCACGCCAGCCUGCUCGUCCUCGGGCGCCGGGCCGGGACCCCCUCCGCGACCCGGGCUCUCCGACUGUGAAACCGGCAGGCUCCAGCGACUCCGGGCCGGGAAGGCCCGUUGUAGGAGGCGCCUGCGAGGACGCAAAGAGUGAAAGGUUGGCAGGAUCGACAGUGGGCGCCCAGCUGGCAUCCAAGCUAGGAUGGAAAUUCUAUGACGCGGAUGACUACCACCCGGAGGAAAAUCAAGUGAAGAUGGGAAGAGGGAUUCCGCUGAAUGACCAGGACAGGAUUCCAUGGCUCUGCAACUUGCAUGACAUUUUACUAAGAGAUGUAGCCUCAGGACAGUGUGUGGUUCUAGCCUGUUCGGCCCUGAAGAAAAUGUACCGAGACAUCUUAAUACGAGGAAAAGCUGGUGCAGCUCUGAAGUCUGAGGAGUUGGGAAAGGAAGAAAAGCCAGGUGAAGUCCAGCUCUUGGUGGUCCACCUCACUGGGUCAUUUGAGCUCAUCUCUGGGCGCUUACUCCAAAGAAAAGGACAUUUUAUGCCCUCUCAGUUGCUGCAGUCCCAGUUUGACACUCUGGAGCCCCCAGGAGCUCCAGAAAACUUUAUCCAAGUAAGUGUGGACAAAAAUCUCUCAGAAAUAAUUGCUACAAUUAUGGAAACUCUAAAAAUGAAAUGAAAAUUGUUUUUUAUCAAUGGUCCAAACAGAAUUAGGCAUCCAUUGCUAUCCUAUCCCAGAACUUGUUCCAGGCUCCUGACCCUUGUUGUGUUCUAAAUUCUUAAGGUGAACGAACUACAGAGUAUUAAGAUAGGCCUCUCUGGAUGCAUUUUUAGGAAUCACAUGCUGAUCCUAGGAAUCACAUCCAGAGAAGAGAGGAAACUUUAAAAGUCAAGUUUAAAUUGUAGUUUAAAUUCACACAAUCAAAUGAUCAGAAGAAAUUCUAUAAUCAAUGACAGAAAUCACAUUUAGAACUUUCUUGGUCACCCCUUCAUUUGUACAAAUAAAUGAAACUCCAAUCAACAAGCACUGAUGUGUUCCAAUGCUGGGGGCAUAAGGCUGUGUGGGAUUUAUCGAGAGAUGACCUGUGUUCUGUGGUCAUUCAAGGACAUUUUUGUGUGUGAUUUUUGUUUUAUGAGCUGCCUUAGAUAACAAAGAUACAGUUUAGCCCUUAGAGGCUAUAAUGGCGAGUUUGAGUUGAAAGCAGAACCUGAUGCGUGUGUGGCAGAAGUGAAACCUCCAUACUGGCUCAUUCUGCGGCCCCCCAGGCACUGUGCUGGAGGCUGGGGAAGAAGAAAUGUAGAUGGAAGCCCGUCCUCCAGAAUGGGGCUCUGAACAGGCAAACAGAUAGCUCCAAAAUGUGAUAGAAAGCAAGCACAGACUGUAUGGGCUCCAAGUCCAGCCUAGACAUCUGGAAAACUUCAGCAUCUUCACAUUAUAGGUCAGCUGCUAUCAGACUCCCAGAGGCCAACAAAGCCAGUAGUUCUGUGAGGAAGGCCCUUCAUCCACCUGCAUUUGUUAUUCACAGUGAUCUACUGAUGGGCACAAAUAUACAAGUACUCCCCUGUGUUCAUCUAGUGUAUUCGUGCCCAAGAGCUGUUUUAGAAAUUUCUAGGGAUAUUAAUGGUCACAGUGAUGGAUAGCCAUGAAUGGGGUGGAGGUGUGGGCACUGGCAUUUAGGGGGCAAAGGCCAAGGAUGCUAAGCAGACUUUGUACAAUACCUGGAUAGUUCUUCAAAAUAAAGAAUUGAUUUUCAAGCUGGGCAAGGUGAUGCAUGCCUCUAGUCCUAGCUAUACAGGAGGAUCACUUGAACCCAGGAGUUCAAGACCAGCCUGGGAACACAGUGAGACCCCAUCUCUUAAUAAAAAAAAGAUCUUCAGGUGUCUUCCUGGGGGACACUCAUGUAGGACCAAAUGAAAAACCUGUUUAUAAUUACAGGCAGUCCCCAGGUUACAAACAAGAUAGGUUCUGAGGGUUUGCUCUUAAGUUGAAUUUGUAUGUAAGUUGGAAUGAGUACAUUUACCUGUUACUACUAAUAGCCUCUGCUCACAAGUGUCAAUGGAAUGUCAGUUGGAUGCUUGACUUGGGGCCUUGCUGUAAUAACCCCCAUUCGUAAGUGUGAGUUGUACCUAAGCUGGAUGUACAUGAAAAUCAUUUUUGCAGUGUUAAUAUACAUUGAAAUUUCCAAGAAUGUAAUAACCUUAUAAAUAAAAUGGAAUUUAAUUAUCCUUUUAACUUUACAAACAGUUGCUUACCAUUUCAGAAAAUUUUGGUGUAUUUGUCCCCAACACAACAUCACUGCAUUCACUGCAGUGAUUUGCUGAUGGGCACAAGCAUACAGUUACUCCAUCACGUUCACCUACUGUAGUUGUGCCCAAGCAGUACAGAUUGACAGCCAGUUUAUUAAGAAAGUUACUUUCAUGUCUCUUUUAUAUUAAAUUGUUCGUAUUAGUUAUUUGCUUAGUUUCAUUAGUAGCUGAUUGCAUUUUGAGAUGGUAAAGAAAAUAUGGCAUUAGAAAAUAGUUAAUAAGGAGGUGCUGAGUCUGAUGGAUUGAGAAGUGCUAUUCCCCUUCCCAAAUGCCACCCCAGGGAGGCUGAGGUGUCAGCUAGCACUGCCUUCUGGUGGCCAGGGGUUAGGGACACAACAGCCCUUCAGC